AUGUAUCGUCAAGUGUUACUGCACCCUGAAGAUGCCCCGCUGCAACGCAUACUUUGGCGAUUCGAUUCUCAUGCCCCGAUUUCCACCUACGAAUUGCAAACUGUGACAUAUGGUCUAGCACCAUCGUCAUUUCUGGCCACACGUACCUUACAGCAACUUGCCACUGAUGAAGGUGACGGUUAUCCAUUCGGUGGACCAGCAUUACGCAAGGGAUUUUAUGUGGAUGACUACAUAGGGGGAGCAGAGACGAAAGAAGAGGCAAUUCAAACUCGCAUCGAACUGGAUGAACUACUACGGAAGGGAGGGUUUAUUCUCAGAAAGUGGACAUCCAAUAACGCAAACGUUCUCGAAGGCCUCGAUCCGGCGCAGAUUGGAACUCAACCCGCACUCAAAUUCGACCAUGACGAAACAAUAAAAACGCUUGGAGUCAGUUGGGAGCCAGUGGUAGAUCAACUACGUUUUGAAUCCACUCCCUUUAUUGAAUGCGGAUCACCCACUAAACGAUCCAUACUGUCAUCCGUAUCCAAACACUUUGACCCCCUUGGUCUCACUGCUCCGAUUAUUAUAAGAGCAAAAAUGCUUCUCCAAGAGCUAUGGUUACAACCCUGCGGAUGGGACGAAGAAGUUUCGGAUAAUAUACGCACUAAAUGGGAGAACUAUUGUACCGAAUUACCAUCACUUUCCUCCUAUAGAGUUAACCGAUAUGCAUUCUUACCGAAUUCCACCGUCCAACUGCAUACAUUUGCAGAUGCAUCCCAGCAAGCAUAUGGCGCUUGCAUAUAUGCCAGAUCAACUGAUUUUAAAGGUCGAGUGCAUAUCCAGCUGCUUGCAUCGAAGUCGAAAGUCGCACCGCUAAAACAAAUUUCCGUACCCCGAUUAGAAUUAUCAGCUGCUGUUCUCGCUGCCCGUUUGCACCAAAAAGUUACUGCCGCUUUGGAUAUGCUCAUCUCCGCAUCGUUCUUUUGGUCAGACUCCACCGUCACGCUUGGAUGGUUACGCUCCCCUCCAUAUACCUCGAAUACUUUCAUCGCGAAUCGAGUGUCCGAGAUACAAACCAGUACCCACGGAUCCCACUGGAAUCAUAUUACAGGGAAACAAAACCCUGCGGAUCUCAUCACGAGGGGGAUAAAAGUGAGCGAUUUUCUCAACUGUGAUCUUUGGCAUCACGGACCUACGUGGCUAAAACUACCCGAAGUAGAAUGGCCAACAAAAACACCGCAUCAGAAAACCCCCGAAGAUAUUCUAGAACGGCGAAGGAUGGUGGCGGCUGUUCAAAACAAGCCCAGUGUGAAUGAAAUAUUCAAUCGAUUUUCUAUGUACAACCGAUUGAUUCGUGUGACUGCAUACUGCCUUCGUUUCAUCGCUGCCUGUCGACGAAAGUUGUAUGACAGGCAAACGCCAGAAAAACCCACAGCACUCACAGUAGAUGAAAUCACAGCAGCUCGCUUAAAAUUAAUUGCAAUAGCCCAAGCGGAUGUAUUCGCUGAGGAAAUGAGGGAUCUAGGGAAGGGUUAUGCGAUAUCUAAACGAUCUGACUUACGCCUUUUGAGUCCUUUUGUCGAUCCAGACGGUAUAUUACGUGUCGGAGGGAGAUUAAGACUCUCCGAACAGCCUUACAUAACUAAACAUCCGAUCCUAAUUCCCAGCUCCCAUCCAUUCACACGAUUAGUUGCCCAGCAUUACCAUCUUAAACUGUUGCACGGUGGCGGCCGUGUAACUCUAGCUGCUAUUCGGCAAGAAUAUUGGCCAAUUCAAGGACGACGAGUGGUCAACAGUGUCAUUAGAAGCUGUUUUAGAUGCGCCCGUGCCUCUCCCGUUCCAGCAAAACAGCAGACCGGUCAAUUGCCCCUGCAGAGAAUCACUCCAAGCCGCCCAUUUUCGGUCACCGGGGUUGACUAUGCCGGUCCAGUUUACAUAAAGCCAAUACACAAACGAGCAGCAUCCACAAAAGCCUACAUUAGCAUUUUUGUUUGUUUUGUAACGAAAGCAGUGCAUAUUGAACUGGUCAGCGAUUUGUCAACCCCCGCGUUCCUCGCUGCACUGAGAAGGUUCAUUGCCCGCCGCGGCUGCCCCGCACAUAUGCACUCCGAUAAUGGAAAAAAUUUCGAAGGUGCCCGCAACGAACUGCAUGCACUCUACCAGUUACUGAAGAAGGAGAAAACGACCGGAUAA
Molecule: messenger RNA, 2172 nt
Organism: Topomyia yanbarensis
Lineage: Eukaryota; Metazoa; Arthropoda; Insecta; Diptera; Culicidae
Exons: 1
Coding region: 1-2172 (723 amino acids)
Biological process (GO): DNA integration
Molecular function (GO): nucleic acid binding
Source: RefSeq, a predicted model, not a curated record